Molecule: messenger RNA, 537 nt
Organism: Culex pipiens pallens (northern house mosquito)
Lineage: Eukaryota; Metazoa; Arthropoda; Insecta; Diptera; Culicidae
Gene: Polr2D
Product: DNA-directed RNA polymerase II subunit Rpb4
Exons: 3
Coding region: 100-519 (139 amino acids)
Biological process (GO): mRNA export from nucleus in response to heat stress; nuclear-transcribed mRNA catabolic process, deadenylation-dependent decay; positive regulation of translational initiation
Cellular component (GO): RNA polymerase II, core complex; P-body
Molecular function (GO): nucleotide binding; translation initiation factor binding
Source: RefSeq, a predicted model, not a curated record
GUCUUAAAUUUUGUCUUCAAAUUCAAAAAAUAAAAGCAAUUUUAAAAGCGAUUUAAGGUUUUCCAACAGUCUAACAAAACAAAACAAGUUAAUUUCACAAUGGCCGGUUACAAUCCCGUCGAUUUGGUUGAGGAGGACGCCGCCGAUUUGCAGUUUCCCAAAGAGUUCGAGAACGCCGAAACGCUGCUCAUCAGCGAGGUGCACAUGCUGCUCGAGCACCGCAAGAACCAGAACGAGUCGUCCGAGGAGGAGCAAGAGUUUUCCGACGUGUUCCUCAAGACGUACAACUACACGGGCCUGUUCCGCAAGUUCAAGAACAAGGAGACGAUCGCGAGCGUGCGCAACCUGCUCAUGUCCAAGAAGCUGCACAAGUUCGAGCUGGCCGCACUCGGGAACCUGUGCCCGGAAGCGCCCGAGGAGGCGAAGGCGCUGAUUCCGUCGCUGGAGGGCCGCUUCGAGGACGAGGAGCUGCGGCAGAUCCUAGACGACAUCGGGACGAAGCGCAGCUUGCAGUACUGAAGGGAGGUUCUCAUUUUU